UGCAGAUUAUCUUCCUGGAAAGCAUCGCUCUCUGUAUGUAAAGAACAUCUCGCUGAGUUGCUGCAACUGAGUUUAGAAUGUUGCUUGACUUGUGAUUCUGAUGGAGGAAUAACCAGAGGUCAGGCUGCUGCACUGGAAGACUUUACAGGAAAUACAAAAUGUCAUCGAAUAGGAGUCAGAACCCGCAUGGACUUAAACAGAUUGGUCUUGACCAGAUAUGGGAUGACCUAAGAGCUGGAAUUCAACAGGUUUACACCAGACAAAGUAUGGCAAAAUCCAGAUACAUGGAACUCUACACUCAUGUUUAUAACUACUGCACCAGUGUACACCAGUCUAAUCAAGCACGGGGAGCUGGAGUACCUCCUUCUAAAUCAAAAAAGGGUCAGACGCCUGGAGGUGCUCAGUUCGUUGGCUUGGAACUGUACAAGCGGCUAAAAGAAUUUCUGAAGAACUAUUUGACAAAUCUCCUGAAGGAUGGUGAGGACUUGAUGGAUGAGAGUGUGCUGAAAUUCUACACUCAGCAGUGGGAAGAUUACAGGUUUUCAAGCAAAGUAUUGAAUGGGAUAUGUGCCUACCUCAAUCGACAUUGGGUUCGUCGUGAGUGUGACGAAGGUCGUAAAGGAAUAUAUGAAAUCUAUUCGCUUGCCUUGGUGACCUGGAGAGACUGCUUAUUCAGGCCAUUAAAUAAGCAGGUAACAAAUGCUGUGUUGAAAUUGAUUGAAAAGGAAAGGAAUGGUGAAACUAUCAAUACAAGGCUGAUCAGUGGAGUUGUACAAUCUUAUGUGGAGCUGGGGCUGAACGAAGAUGAUGCCUUUGCAAAAGGACCUACACUAACUGUCUAUAAGGAAUCGUUCGAAUCUCAGUUUCUUGCUGACACUGAGAGAUUUUAUACACGAGAAAGUACUGAAUUCUUGCAGCAAAACCCAGUCACAGAGUACAUGAAGAAGGCUGAAGCUCGCCUGCUUGAGGAACAGCGUAGAGUUCAGGUGUAUCUCCACGAGAGCACGCAAGAUGAGUUGGCACGAAAAUGUGAGCAAGUACUUAUUGAAAAACACCUGGAGAUAUUUCAUACGGAGUUUCAGAAUUUGUUGGAUGCUGACAAAAACGAAGACUUGGGACGCAUGUAUAACCUUGUAUCUCGAAUCCAGGAUGGCCUUGGAGAGCUGAAAAAACUUUUGGAAACCCACAUUCAUAAUCAGGGUCUAGCUGCAAUUGAGAAGUGUGGAGAAGCUGCUCUAAAUGCAA
Molecule: messenger RNA, 1245 nt
Organism: Eurypyga helias (sunbittern)
Lineage: Eukaryota; Metazoa; Chordata; Aves; Eurypygiformes; Eurypygidae
Product: cullin-1
Exons: 8
Biological process (GO): SCF-dependent proteasomal ubiquitin-dependent protein catabolic process; protein ubiquitination
Cellular component (GO): SCF ubiquitin ligase complex
Molecular function (GO): ubiquitin protein ligase binding
Source: RefSeq, a predicted model, not a curated record